UUGUAAAGUAAUAUUAAAAACAAGGUCAAAGAACCAUUGAUAGCCCUGCAAGCUCAAGUUGGAGAAGUAGUUAAAAACAUUUAUUGCUUUGUUAGAUUUGUUAUCUCCUUUUAUUGGUUAUAAAAUGUGUAAAUAAGCUUAAGUAGAGUAUUUCUCUUGAUUACAUAAACUUUCCUCUUUCCCUUUCACUUUCCCUUUCCCUUUCCCUUUCCCAACGUAACUAUGGGUGAUGAAAUUAAGCAAACACCAACAGCUUCCGUAAAACUCAAGUAUGUAAAGCUUGGGUACCAUUAUCUCAUCUCGAACGCCUUAUAUGUCGUUGUCAUAACACUUAUAGCCAUCUUAUCUACAUCCCCGGUUCCAGCCUUGGUUGCUUUCUCCGACUUGGGUCGGGUUUGGGAUCUAUUGAAACACAACCUUUUCGCUAUUGUGUCGUGUUUAACUCUAUUAUUCUUUUUGGGUACGGUCCACUUCAAGAGCCGUCCUAAGGCGGUUUACUUAGUCGAUUUUGCGUGUUGUAAACCUGAUGCUUCACGUAAAACCACUAAGCUGACGUGCAUGGAGAGAAUUUCUAAAUAUGGUACGUUCACUUAUCAGAAUAUUGAGUUUCAAAGGAAGAUUUUUGAGAGGUCUGGGGUUGGAGACGAUACGUACUUACCAGAUUCGGUAAUUACAAUUCCUCCAAACCCGUCGUUAGGGGAGGCCAGAAAGGAAACGGAGAAGCUCAUGUUUGAUGCCAUUGAUGACCUAAUAGCGAAAACGGGGAUCACGACUACGGAAAUAGCCAUUGUUGUUGUUAAUUGUAGUGUGUUUACUCCUUUACCUUCGCUUUCGGCAAUGAUCGUUAAUCAUUACAAGCUUAGAGCCAACGUUAUAACGUAUAAUCUUGGUGGAAUGGGGUGCAGUGCUGGUUUAAUUUCCAUGGAUCUUGCUAAAGAUCUUUUAAAGGUGCAUCCUGAUUCGUAUGCGUUGGUGGUGAGUAUGGAGAGCAUAACACAAAAUUGGUAUUGUGGUAACAAUCGGUCAAUGCUCAUCCCAAAUUGCCUUUUCCGAAUGGGUAGUGCAGCGAUCCUCUUGUCCAACAAAGGUAGUGACCGGCAUCGAUCAAAGUACCGACUUAUCCACGUUGUCCGCACACACAAAGGUGCAGACGACAACGGCUAUAAAUGCGCAUACCAGCAAGAAGAUGAACAAGGAUACCGUGGUGUAGCCCUGUCUAAGGACCUAAUGGCUGUGGCAGGGGAAGCUUUAAAGACAAAUAUUACCACCCUAGGACCAUUAGUUCUCCCUUUAUCGGAACAACUUCUAUUUUUGGCCACAUUGGUUGCCAAAAAGGUGUUACGCUUUCACAAGAUAAAACCGUACAUACCAGAUUUCAAGCUUGCUUUCGACCAUUUCUGCAUUCAUGCUGGAGGCAGAGCAGUAUUAGAUGAACUUGAGAAGAAUCUCCAGCUUUCUCCAACACAUAUGGAGCCGUCUAGGAUGACUCUUUACAGGUUUGGUAAUACGUCUAGUAGUUCAUUGUGGUACGAGCUUGCCUAUAUCGAGGCUAAGGGAAGAAUUCGAAAGGGCCACCGGAUUUGGCAGAUUGGUUUCGGUUCAGGUUUUAAGUGCAAUAGCGCCAUUUGGUACGCGUUGCGUAGCAUUGAUGCUACUAAGGAAAAUAACCCUUGGAGUGACGAGAUUCAUCGAUUUCCAGUUCAUGUACCUCGAGUAGAAGCUGUUGGUAUGUGAAACAAGGGUCAUCAUUCUAAAACUUCCUAGAAAUACACUUGUUCUUUUUAAUCACUUUCUGUAACUUUUUUUAAUGCUUCUUAAAUUUGGUGUUUUUUUUUUUAUGAUUUCGUUGAAUGCAACAUAAAAAAUAGUUCACGGGACCAAAUGGAUUCAUAGAGUCCCGUAAAUUGAAUGGAAAUUAAUUUAGUAUUUUCGUUUAUUAUUUUGUAAACAUUACUGGAAUAAAUUUAAGUUAUCCAGUUUCAACUCUA
This is a messenger RNA of Spinacia oleracea (spinach), 1988 nucleotides long. Its product is annotated as 3-ketoacyl-CoA synthase 11. The record is from RefSeq and is a predicted model, not a curated record. The transcript is spliced from 2 exons. NCBI's taxonomy places the organism in Eukaryota, Viridiplantae, Streptophyta, Magnoliopsida, Caryophyllales, Amaranthaceae. Bases 223 to 1734 code for a protein of 503 amino acids. Gene Ontology annotation, biological process: fatty acid biosynthetic process. Gene Ontology annotation, molecular function: acyltransferase activity, transferring groups other than amino-acyl groups. Gene Ontology annotation, cellular component: membrane.